This is a messenger RNA of Merops nubicus (carmine bee-eater), 1311 nucleotides long. It is a transcript of the gene SLX4IP, whose product is annotated as SLX4 interacting protein. The annotation marks the transcript as partial. The record is from RefSeq and is a predicted model, not a curated record. The transcript is spliced from 6 exons. NCBI's taxonomy places the organism in Eukaryota, Metazoa, Chordata, Aves, Coraciiformes, Meropidae.
UUUCAGUGUGGGAACUUUGCUGUUUUGGUGGAUGUUCAUAUUUUGCCUGAAGGCUCCAGUAAAGACACCAGCUGGUUUUCAGAUCAUGAGAAAGAGGAAGUCUGCAGCCUGCUAGAAGAAGUUGUUGCUUCAAGGGUCAAACACUACUUGGAAAAACCUAAACAGCGUGGUCACUGGAGAUCAGUGGAACAUGCAUCAUCUGGUCCUAUGUUUCUUACAGCCAACAGCUUUCACAUUACUGCCUACUUUAUGAAGAGAUGGGUUAAUCUCCGUUGUGCUGUAGGGCAACAUCGUGAGCUACGUGUAUUUCCAGACAGAUUUAUUGUUUGUGUCAGUAAACUUGAAUCUAAUCCAAGUGCUUGGACAUGUGAAAGUGGGGUGUUGAAAGAAGAACUUUCCAAUGGGACGUCUGAAUAUUUUACUGAAUCUGUUGAGAACAAGAAGCUUAAGAUGAGCCUGAAUGAACAAAUAAAGCAAGACAUCUUGAAAGAAAUUGUGAAGAGGACAAAACCAAGGAAAACUAGCACAAGCAAACCUCAAAUCAGCAAGGGCUCUGAGAAAGUGUAUCUUGGCUCGGUGGACUCACAGACGGGGAACAGAAAGAAUGACUGUCAGAGUUCUCUCAGUCCUCCAUCUGAAGUGAAAUGCAAGAGUACAGGACUGCUAAAGGACUGCAUAAAUACAGCUGAGAGCAGCUUGGAGCUUCCUGUUUUAGAGCUGGAAAAUUAUGUUAAUCAGAGGCAGCCAGAUGAUGUUAGCAGCCAGCAAAAACCUCUCUCCGUGGAGAGGCUGAAGUCGAGUCUUCUAAGCAAGAACCCUCCGUGUAGCUCUGAGUCAGCACUGCUGGGUCCAAAACAAAGUCAGAAAGCGACCAAGACACAGGCUCAACAAAAGAACUGUGGUUCAGAAGAAAAGUUAGAACGCCUCAAAAAAGUAUCUUCUGAAGGGUCUCCUUUAACUCCUGGCAAUACAAAAACGAGUAAGUGCGAUGAGGAUUGUUUAGGUCCAUUCCUGGAGAAGAAGACCCCACUUAAUUCCAGGUCAUUUUCUAAACAAGAUGUAACAAAGACUGAGUCUGAUGAGGAGUCACUAACUCUGAGAAAAACCCUUUCCCGGCCUCUUUCUGAGAGGAACAAUAUAGUGCAGACAAGCCAAGAUGAGCCAAGCACAACUGCUGAAGAAUUGCCUGUGAUGCCAUCGUCUUGUUUAGAGCUGCGGCCUCUGUCUUCAGAGAAGCUUGUCCAAAAAAGAAAAAAAGAAGCUGAAAAUGGUCUUGGGAAGUUAAAACUGCGAAGGCUUAAGAAGUCAUAA